UCCGAUAGACUUGCCUUAUUGAUGAAAUCAAUAUACACCCUUUUAUAAAGUCUGUCCUUGCACGGCAGAGUCUGAUCACCAAAGCUGCUCGCCUCUCCCACUGUUCACUGUUCAGUUCUCUUUCUUCUCGACCGCCCUCGGGACAUUCUCCCUAUGCAUGUGUCGUGAUUGCUGAAUGCAGGUGUGGGUUUUCUGUGCCACUUACUCUUCCGUGAUCCGAUUUCACUUCGUUCCAUGGCUGACAACUCAGGGGAAGCUCCUUCCGACGAGUUCCUCGAGCAGCUUCUAGGGUUUCAGACCUACGCGUCGGGAGCCGACGCCGCGCCGACUCCGAUGGUCCCUCAGCUCGGCUCCGGCCACUUGGGAGCCAUUGGUACGGGGCUUGGCGGCGCUUAUGGAGUUGGGAGUGGCGGUGGGGGGUUUCCUUUGGCCUUGAGAUUGGAGCAAGGGAAGGUAGGAUUUGGCGAUGCUUCGGGGAGUGGGAAGCGAUUCCUCCGUGAAGACCUCGCCGAUUCCCGCGCUUCCUGUUCUGUCAAACAGGGUUUUCAUGGGCAGGCAAUGACGAAUACAGUUCCAGCAGCACCACAGCCUCCUGCAAUCCGCCCUAGGGUUAGAGCCCGACGAGGCCAAGCAACAGAUCCACACAGCAUAGCUGAGAGGUUGCGGCGAGAGAGAAUAGCUGAGCGAAUUAGAGCACUGCAAGACUUGGUUCCCAGUGUCAAUAAGACUGAUAGAGCAGCUAUGCUCGAUGAAAUUGUGGAUUACGUGAAGUUCUUGAGACUCCAAGUGAAGGUGUUGAGCAUGAGUAGAUUGGGCGGAGCGGGUGCGGUGGCUCCCCUCGUGACGGACAUCCCCAUAUCUUCCACAGAGGAACAAGGCAGCGACAAGGGAGGGGGAAUUGAGCCGCCGUGGGAGAAAUGGUCGAACGAUGGUACAGAGAGACAGGUAGCGAAGCUUAUGGAAGAAGACGUCGGGGCAGCAAUGCAGUUUCUUCAGUCGAAAGCGCUAUGCAUUAUGCCUAUAUCCCUUGCAUCAGCAAUCUACAAUACACCGGACGGCGGCACUAGUGUGAAACAGGAGUCCAAUCCCCCUUCAUAAUCUAUGAUCUAUCAAAAAUCCAUCCUUGGCGGCCUAACUCUAUUUAUCUGUGUAUGUCCUCUUGUCUAACCUACUACCUCAUCUUAAGCCAAACAACCCAGAAUUGUACCACCACCACCACAUCUUAGCAGCAUGUGGAAUGAAUGAGAUGAGAAAGUUAGUUAGGGGGUGAGAUAUCAUUCAUAGACGAGGACAGGACAGGACAGGACAGCCAUGGUGGUGGUGGGACAGAGAGAGAGAGAGAGAGAGGUCUGGUGAUAGUGAUGGCGAUGGUAAUGGUAUUGGAAUAAUGAUGAGUUUGGUAAGUAGUGUAGUGAUGGGUGCUUGCUUGUCUAGCUUAGUUAGUGGUUUCUGGGGCCCAUUGAAAUUGAAAUCAAAGGGACGGAUGAUGCACAAGAGUUGUAUGUGGGUGGUUGUUAGACUCACUCUUACCAGACGUAGUCUUAGAUGAUACUUGCAUGUUUUGUACUACUAACUAACUAGGAAGAGUAUGGUAUGGUAGGAGGAUGUAGCUGGGAUAUUGAAUAUUGAUUGGUAGGGGGAUGUGUGUGGACUUAUUUUUUCUGUACAUUGGUGGUGUGUACUUGUUCAUCUGCCAAAUUAUGGCGCGUCUGGCUGAUGACAAAGAAAGAAAGAUAGAUAGAUAUGCAAUAGUGGUCCGGGCUUGUCCAAGAAAAUGAAAUGAAAAGUCAUAGCAUGAAUGUCGUGUUCUGACUUUUGACUUCUCAUUCUGACCUCACUCUUUUCUAUCGCAUUUGGCCUUUAAUUUGAGUUUCAUCUCAUGACCCCGAUGAUGACGUCACGCCUAUGCAAGUAUUUAGUCAUCCGUCCCCCUGAUGUCAUCACUUUAUAGAAUGAUACAUACUUUUGAGGCCUUACGUUUAUAUAUUUUCUUUUUGUAUGGCCCGCCGAAUGAGGCCUUUGUAAAGGCCCAACAUUAAGCCCAUUACCUUAUUGUACUUAAUUGUAUUAAUAGCUUAUUGGACCAAUCCGACCACUGGACAA
Messenger RNA from Andrographis paniculata, 2103 nucleotides. RefSeq names its product transcription factor UNE12-like. The coding region runs from base 235 to 1098 and encodes 287 amino acids. Gene Ontology annotation, cellular component: nucleus. The transcript has 6 exons. NCBI's taxonomy places the organism in Eukaryota, Viridiplantae, Streptophyta, Magnoliopsida, Lamiales, Acanthaceae. Gene Ontology annotation, biological process: regulation of transcription by RNA polymerase II. Gene Ontology annotation, molecular function: protein dimerization activity; RNA polymerase II cis-regulatory region sequence-specific DNA binding; DNA-binding transcription factor activity, RNA polymerase II-specific. The record is from RefSeq and is a predicted model, not a curated record.